Ostrea edulis (European flat oyster) is the source of this 1791-nucleotide messenger RNA. RefSeq names its product techylectin-5B-like. The record is from RefSeq and is a predicted model, not a curated record. NCBI's taxonomy places the organism in Eukaryota, Metazoa, Mollusca, Bivalvia, Ostreida, Ostreidae. The transcript is spliced from 6 exons. Bases 258 to 1547 code for a protein of 429 amino acids.
AAAAAAAAUCCCCAGAGAGCUACAUUUCUACAGUUGAUUAAUCUGCUUGCAAUAGUCUGUAAAAUAGCAAUUUUUCACUAGAUUCUUUGAAUUUUAUUUAACAUGAUGCUAUUUAUUUUCCAUUAUAGGUACAUUUUAUCGAAUACAAGAUACUUUUCAAUAUUUAUCUACAGAUUAUCUUAAUCAGCUGAGGAUAUCAAACCAAUACCUGUCAUCGACGAAAACAUUCAGAAUAAUACACGCGACAAACUUGGAAAAUGCAAUGUGUUGUAUGUAUAAUGUUUAUUUUAUCUUCAUCAACAAUGAUUAAAUCUCAGAUUCGGAAUGCAACAUUUCGGAAAAUAGUUUCCUCGCCUUCUGAAAAUGUGAAAACUUUAAAGGAAUACAGCUUAAAACACGCGAGAACCCCUGCCUCAAUGACGUGUUCAGCACGUUGUCUGGAAACCAGGACGUGUUCCACUUUUUCCGUUUGUUAUCAUGAACAGGAUCUGCGCUGUAGAUUAUAUGAUGAUCCUGGUGCUCCGAACAACAUCACAGAAGUUUCCAGUACCUGUGAGCAUUAUUUAAUGGGAGCACCAGAGAAAGUUGCUCAGCUGACAUCUACAGAAGUUGCCAUUAUGACAACUACAGACGAUGUUGCUCUUAUGACAACUACAGAUGAUGUUGCUCUUAUGACAACUACAGAUGAUGUUGCUUUUAUGACAACUACAGAUGAUGUUGCUUUAUUGACGUCUAUUAAGGAUGUUACUCAGACAACUUCCUACGAUCUUGCUCGACAAACGAGUACAGUUUAUGUAAAUCCAUUAUUGAGUACAGAGUCCGCUAGCUUUACUGCUGCAUCUGUUGACGAAAUGACUACCGGACUACCAUGUGACGAUAGAAGCAAUCCAUUUCUUGUCACAGAUUCACAAGCAAGUUUUGGCUGCGGUGAUUGUGACUGUGUAUAUCUCCAAUCAGCUGUCUCUGGGGAAUAUGUCAUCGAUAUCUUAGGAAAACUUACCAAAGUCGUUUGUGCGUUUGAAAGAAACUACUCUUGGACCGUUAUCCAGCGCCGAUUUGAUGGAUCAGUCAACUUCUACAGGAAUUGGCAACAAUACACUGAUGGUUUUGGAUGCACUACCUCAGAACUAUGGCUAGGUAAUGAUAACAUUCAUUUGUUGACCGAUUCUGGUCACAAUAAAUUACGGAUUGAAAUGGAAGAUGAAGGAGGUCACCUGUAUCAUGCAGAGUAUACAAACAUCACUGUAGAGGGUUCCCAACAAAAUUAUAGACUGCAUGUAGACAGUUCAGCAUACCAUGGAAAUAUACCUGACAGUCUAGGUGGACGAUGUGACUAUUGCCAUGACAACAUGAUGUUUUCCACAUUCGAUAUGGACAACGAUGAAGACGUAACAGGAUCAUGUGCGAUUUAUUGGAGAGGGGCGUGGUGGUACAGAAUCUGUUUCCAUCUUAAUCUCAACGGUGAAUUCAGAACUGGAAAUUUUAUUUGGUGGAAUGGAGAUUAUCCAAACUAUCUCAUCAAAUCCAGAAUGCUGCUCAGAAAGUGAGCGAUAUUGUAAACGAAACUGUUACACAUUGCCACCCUAUACAGAAUUCACCGUUCCAAAACUUUUCAUAUGAAAAAUCCCCCUAUAUUCAAUAAUUAUUAACAAAGGUUAUACAUCUUCAAAAUGUUUCUUAAUGUGACGGACUGAGUAGGAAUCAAUUCCACACCGUAAUAAAAUCAGGCAAAAUGUACAUGGAAGCAUUAUCUAGGAUACUUGAAAAAUAGAAAAGAAAAUAAUUUACGAA